Eimeria necatrix is the source of this 1092-nucleotide messenger RNA. RefSeq names its product acetyltransferase domain-containing protein, putative. Lineage: Eukaryota; Apicomplexa; Conoidasida; Eucoccidiorida; Eimeriidae. The record is from RefSeq and is a predicted model, not a curated record. The coding region runs from base 1 to 1092 and encodes 363 amino acids. Gene Ontology annotation, molecular function: N-acetyltransferase activity. The transcript is spliced from 4 exons.
AUGCCCACAAAAGAAGAGGGGGGGCCCGUGUUUGGGCACGAGGAGGGAGGCCAGGCUCACUCUGCCCAGAGUGCUGGUAUGGCCGUUGUUCAAUGCGACAGCAGCAGCAAUGCCAGCGGGAAUAGUAGCAGCAGCAGCAAUGCAAGCGGGAAUAGCAGCAACAGCAGUUCUGCGCGCGAUGGAGAAACGCAAGCCAACGCGAAACGUGGCAUCACUGGUUGCGCGAGUGAACCUGUGCUCUGGCGCUCUGCAGUUCAACAUCAAGGCCGUCAGAAGCAGCAAGAGAGACAUAAGGAGGCACAGGAACACCAGCUGCUCGACUCCGACGGAAAGCAACGACCCCGACGCCGCAGCAGCAGCUGCCAAUCUACCCGUCUGGAGGCACCAGAUGAGACUGUCGCCCUAAGGGAGGCCUGCGCCAGUGAUGCUCCUUUAGUUAGAGCAUUGAUGAAGUCACACUUACGAUCUCUGAUUCUCCCAGCCGUAUUUUACUGGCUAUGCCGCCAUGCGCAGGACUUCGGGAGCUUUUUGGUCAUUUGUUGUUGCUUUGUACACCUCGACAAAAUGCUUAUCAGUCUCUGCUGUUUCUUGAUGCUGCUCUUAAUUCGAGUCGUGCUGGAAUUAGAGCAAUAUGCGGCACGAGGGUGCCCUGACUUGGCAGAGUUUGACCGUCACUAUUUGCAAGCGGAGCGGAACAGAUUCUGGGUAGCUGAGAAAAAGCAUCCGGCUGGCACUCAAAUUGUCGGCUGCAUCGGGUUCAUCAUUCAUCCGUCCAAUCUGCAAGAGGGGCAGCUGGUGCGUCUCGUUGUUUCUCCGGGGUCACGAGGUGCUGGUGUGGGCUCUCGACUAUUAUCUUCGGCGGUGGGCUUUGCCGCAAGCUGUCGCUGUCGUUCUAUCGAAGUCUUUGCAAAUUCUUUGAAUGCUAGCAGCGCCAGCUUCUUCAGAAAUAGACAGUUCGAACUCGUCCAGGUCGUCAGGAGGAAUCUCAUGAGAGGCGACCUUCUUCGGUGGAGGAUGACCCUUGAUUGCGAUGGGCGAACGGUUGAGCCAAAGACGGACACUUCGUCUAUUGAUGAUUUGCAGUCUGAAUAG